GUGAGGUCAGUGCAUUGAUUCUUUCCCUGCUUCUAGCUCAGUGAAUGUUACUUUCGGUUUCUGGAGAGGAGAGAAGUUGUCCGAGGCAGUUCCGUGGGCGAGCAACUGCAGAGAGGCAGAUACGUUAUUUGGGAGGUAGAAGAAUGACAUCCUUGCCUCAUUCUGGAUUGUCUUCUGUUUGGAGCGGGGAGGCAUCUACUGCCAUGCAGCCUGCUCAGCCUCCAGUGUUCUUUGAGGAGGUGGCUGUGUAUUUCAUCUGGGAGGAAUGGGCCCUCCUGGAUCCAGGCUCAAGAGCUCUGUAUAAGGAAGUCAUGCUGGAGAAUUAUGGGAUGGUGGCUUCUCUAGAAGGGUUUGCAGCUCCCAAACCAGACCUCGUCUCCUGGCUGGAAGGAGGAGAAGAUCCCUUUGUCUGGGACUCCAAAGAAGUGCAGAAACCAUCUGGUAGGUGCUUAGGUGAUCAGCAGAAAAAUAGAGAUUACAGGAAACUACUUGCAUUGCCACUUCAAAGAACCCAUACAAGAGAGACAACACAUAAAUGCUUGGAGUGUGGAAAGAGCUUCAAGUGGAAGGUGAGCCUCACUGUCCAUCAAAGAAUCCACACUGGGGAGCAACCAUACCAGUGCUUGGAGUGUGGAAAACGCUUCACUAGGAGGGGGGGCCUCACUGUCCAUCAAAGAAUCCACACUGGAGAGAAGCCAUACCAGUGCUUGGAUUGUGGAAAGGCCUUUCGUGAUAAAUCAACUAGAAGGAAACAUGAGAGAACUCACACAGGAGAGAAACCAUAUGAAUGCUUGGAGUGUGGAAAGGGCUUCAGCCAAAGUGGAAGUCUUACAAAACAUCAACAAACCCAUAUUGGAGGGAAACCAUAUAAAUGUUUGGAGUAUGGAAAGAGCUGCAGCCAGAGAGAUACACUUGCUAUGCAUCAUGGAAUCCAUACAGGAGGGAAGCUGCAUACAUGUUCAGAGUGUGAAUACAGUUUCAGUCAGAGAGGACUCUUGACUAGAUAUCAGACAGUCCACACAGGAGAGAAAGUGUGUACAUUUUUGGGGUGCAGAAAGAGUGAUAGCCUCACUGUAUAUCAAAAAAUCCACACGGGAGAGAAGCCAUAUACAUGUUUAGAUUGUGAAAAGGACUUUCAUCAUAAAUGGUCUCUUACAACACAUCUAAGAACUCACACAAGAGAGACCCCAUAUAAAUGCUUGGAUUGUGGAAAGAGCUUUAAGUGGAAGCAGAAGCUGACUUUACAUCAAAGAACACACACUGGAGAGAAACCAUACCAAUGCCUGGACUGCAGAAAAAGCUUCAGUCGGAGGGAGAGCCUCACUGCACAUCAACGAAUCCAUACUGGAGAGAAACCAUACCAAUGCUUAGAUUGUGGAAAGGCCUUUUUUCGUCAAUCAGCUUGUAGGAAACAUGAAAAAACUCACACAGGAGAGAAACCAUAUAAAUGCUUGGAGUGCGGAAAGGACUUUCAUGAUAAAUCUUAUCUUAGAACACAUCUAAAAACUCACACGAGAGAGACCCCAUAUAAAUGCUUGGAGUGUGGAAAGAACUUCAAGUGGAAGGUGAGCCUCACUUUACAUCAAAGAAUCCACACUGGAGACAAACCAUACCCAUGCUUGGACUGUGGAAAAAGCUUCAGUCGGAGGGAGAGCCUCACUGUACAUCAAAGAACCCACACUGGAGAGAAACCAUACCAGUGCUUAGACUGUGGAAAGGCCUUUUGUGACAAAUCAACUCGUAGGAAACAUGAAAGAACUCACACAGGAGAAAAACCAUAUACAUGCGUGGAGUGUGGUAAGAGCUUCAAUGUGCCUAGUACACUUGCGGAUCAUCACAGAAUUCACACAGGGGAGAAAGCAUUUAGCUGCCUGAAGUGUGGAAAGAGCUAUAGGAAGAACUCACACCUUACUCGACAUCAGAGAACCCACUAGAAGAUAAUCUUUAGAAAUGCUCGGCCUGUAUCUAAAGGCAUUGUAAUCAGGCCUGAAUUUGUUAUGAUGAUUUUUAUUAUGGUAACUAUUUAGUUUUAAGUCAUCUGCGAUUGCUAUGCACUCUAUAAAGGUUGCAAAAAGAAAGGCUCUGCCUGCAGGUUUCCAUUCAAAGUGACUGGAGUCAUGUAGGAAGGGGAAAUGGGCAAGGAAGACAGUAGGGAAAUGUGGCUCAUUUUCUUCUUCUGUCAGAAUGAAAUCCUUACAUUUUUAAACCAUUUUUGAAAUCCUCUCCAUUCUUAAAUGGAGAGACAGAUGGAAGCCACCUGUAGCCUGGGAGGCAACUUGGAAAACUAACAAACUGUGUGGUAGCGAAAGACCCUCCCAGCAAAGGCUCACAAGGAUUUGGCUUUGUCACUUUCUCAUUCAUGGCUGAAGUUGAUGCAAGAAUGGCUGCCACACCUCAUUCAAUCGAUGGAAGUGUACUUAAACCUAAAAGAGCGGUAGCCAGAGAGGAAUCUGGGAAGCUUUCUCAAAAUAUGGAAGAAUUGCCUUUCUGUAACUAUUCCAGUUGUGUCAGCCUAGUCUAAAAGAGACCUGAUGGCUGUGUGUGUGUGUGUGUGUGUGUGUGUGUGUGUGUGUGUGUGUGAGAGAGAGAGAGAGAGAGAGAGAGAGUCAGUUUUCCAUUUGAGAAGAAGGGUGGGGAGAUGGGAAAAAUGAAGCUUUGUCUUGUCCUAGAAUUUCAGUUAGUAAAUAUUUGUGUAUAUUUUUGUGUUUGGGAAGGUAUAGUGGUGGUAUUGUGCUGAAGGUAUUAGCGGCAGCAAAAGCACUGUGGUGAUUGGGCAGUGGGAAUUCCCUAAGCAAAUUGGGGGAGGAGUCUGUAGUUGGAGUGACUGGUUAGAAGAUGCGUUUUGCUGUCGCUCUCUGUAAAGGAGAGAAUGUUUCAUUUAUUUCAGACAAGAAUAAAUCCUUGGUGGUGGUUUA
Molecule: messenger RNA, 2915 nt
Organism: Hemicordylus capensis (graceful crag lizard)
Lineage: Eukaryota; Metazoa; Chordata; Lepidosauria; Squamata; Cordylidae
Product: zinc finger protein 260-like
Exons: 5
Coding region: 45-1934 (629 amino acids)
Biological process (GO): regulation of transcription by RNA polymerase II
Molecular function (GO): RNA polymerase II cis-regulatory region sequence-specific DNA binding; DNA-binding transcription factor activity
Source: RefSeq, a predicted model, not a curated record